AUUUAUCGGUGCAGGUUGAAAAUGGUUAUAUCCAAUACCAUCAUUCUCUCUAAUUCUCCAGUUGGAACACCUUCUAUACCAACCUCCACGGUUGCCAAGUUGGAAACUUUUUCGCUAAAAAAUGAUGGGGUUAUCAGAAUUAGAGGAGUUUCUGCAUCUUCAGUGGCACCCAGAAAUCGAAAAUUAGCAUCUUGUUCUGUUUCUGGGGGUGGCAAUGCCUCUGUUGGUAUUGAUGUACCUUUCCCUACUGAUUACACCCAGCUUCUGGAACAAGCUAGAGUAGCUGUGGAAUUGGCUAUGAAGGAUAACACUCAGCUAAUGGAGAUUGAGUUUCCAACAGCUGGACUAGGGUCUGUACCAGCAGGUGAUGGAGAAGGUGGAAUAGAAAUGACUGAGAGCAUGCAAUUGAUUCGUGAAUUUUGUGACCGCUUCAUUAGUUCAGAGAAAGCCUCACGAACAAGAAUAUUUUUUCCAGAGGCUAGCGAAGUUGACUUUGCCAGACAAUCAGCCUUUAGUGGAUCUUCUUUUAAGCUGGACUAUUUGACAAAGCCUUCAUUUUUUGAAGAUUUUGGUUUUGUUGAGAAAGUAAAAAUGUCAGACAGAGUGAAGACAGGAGAUGAACUUUUCUUAGUAGCCUACCCAUAUUUUAAUGUCAAUGAAAUGCUUGUUGUGGAAGAACUUUAUAAAGAGGCAGUCUUGAACACUGAACGGAAACUGAUUAUUUUCAAUGGAGAACUCGAUCGUAUAAGAUCUGGGUAUUAUCCACCAUUCUUCUACCCAAAACUUGCUGCUCUUACAAAGACCUUCCUGCCUAUGAUGGAAACCGUGUAUUACAUUCAUAAUUUCAAAGGUCGCAAUGGAGGAACACUAUUCAGGUGCUAUCCAGGACCCUGGAAGGUCCUUCGAAGAGUGGGGAGUAGUAAUAAAUAUGUUUGUCUACAUCAGCAAAACAGUAUGCCAUCCCUCAAGGAAGUUGCACUUGAGAUUCUACCAACAACUUGAUAUUUCAAGUUAUGGUAAUGGUAUUGUUUCCUCCAUGCCAUAACUUUGUAAAUCCGCUUUGGUCUUUUCUUCAGAGCUACACCAUUGUUUAUGCCAUGAAGACAAGAAACAACUUUCGCAUUAACUUCAUGUCUAUAAAAAACAACUCAGUCUACUUUUUUGUUUCUGAUGGAGGAAGAUUAAUGUAAAGCAAAUUUAUGGAAAAAAAG
Molecule: messenger RNA, 1211 nt
Organism: Abrus precatorius (Indian licorice)
Lineage: Eukaryota; Viridiplantae; Streptophyta; Magnoliopsida; Fabales; Fabaceae
Product: protein LOW PSII ACCUMULATION 3, chloroplastic
Exons: 9
Coding region: 22-1002 (326 amino acids)
Source: RefSeq, a predicted model, not a curated record